Molecule: messenger RNA, 4098 nt
Organism: Oncorhynchus nerka (sockeye salmon)
Lineage: Eukaryota; Metazoa; Chordata; Actinopteri; Salmoniformes; Salmonidae
Product: AT-rich interactive domain-containing protein 5B-like
Biological process (GO): regulation of transcription by RNA polymerase II
Cellular component (GO): nucleus
Molecular function (GO): transcription cis-regulatory region binding
Source: RefSeq, a predicted model, not a curated record
GAGUGAAUGUUGAGAGCGUCGAGAUGGAGCCCAACUCACUCACGUGGGUCGGCUCACCUUGCGGUUUUCACGGACCUUACAUUUUCUACAAGGCUUUUAGGUUUGACAUUGAAGCCAAUCCUCGGACCCUGUCUCUGGGAGACUUUUUCCUAGUGAGGUGUAGACCCGGGGAACCGCUCUGCAUAGCGGAGCUACAGCUGUUAUGGGAAGAAAGAAGCAGAAAACAACUUUUAUCCAGCUCCAAACUCUAUUUUCUCCCCGAAGACACCCCUCAGGGACGGACUGUCAGUCACGGAGAGGAUGAGGUCCUGGCUGUGUCUGAGAAGGUGGUGGUGAAGUUACAGGACCUGGUCAGAUGGACUGUAUGGGACUCUUCAGGCUGGAGCAGGGGCCUGAAGGCUGCACCUCUAAAGCCCAGUGAGAUGCUCCAAGAGCUGGAGAAGAAUGGACAGAGAGACACCCCCGUCCUCCACCGGUACAGAGAGUCAACACUCAACAGAGGCCUCAACUUCAAAGACCUUUUAAAGGACAAGACUCAACUAGGUGAUGACGGGGACCAGAAGCGUGUGUCGGUGCUGUCUUACCCCCAGUAUUGUCGCUACCGUUCCCUAUUGGCCCGGCUGAAAGAAAGACCCGCCUCCCUCCUCACCUCACAGGUGGUUCUGGCCCUGGGGGGCGUGACCUCACUCACAGACCACACCCACAUCCUGUACUGCAGGGACACCUUUGAACACCCCACCCUCAUCGACAACGACAAUGUCUGUGAUGAGUUCGCUCCCAACCUGAAGGGCCGGCCUCGGAAAAAGAAGCUGUCCGUCUCGCAACGCUGCGACUCCCAGAAUACACCAGCAGGCAAGGAGACGUGCAACACAGAGGGCAAGGCCCCUGCCAAGGUGAAGCCUGAGUUCAAGGCAGUGCUGUCCAGGUGGCCUAAAGGAAUCAGUAGAGGCAGCAGCUGCUGUAAGAGGGUCUCCCCUAAAGGAGGAGGUGAGGAGUGUCCUCCUGAUGGACAGGCCUUCCUAGUAGCUCUGUAUAAAUACAUGAAGGAGAGGAGGACGCCCAUAGAGCGGAUCCCCUACCUGGGCUUCAAACAGAUAAACCUUUGGAGCAUGUUUCAAGCAGCAGAGACCCUUGGAGGAUAUGAGCUGAUCACAUCGCGCCGACAGUGGAAACAUGUUUAUGACGAGUUAGGAGGAAACCCAGGAAGCACCAGCGCUGCAACCUGCACCAGACGACACUAUGAAAGGCUUAUCCUGCCUUAUGAGAGGUUCACUAAAGGAGAGGAAGAUAAGCCCCUCCCCCUAUCCAAACCCCGUAAAGACCUCACCACCCAGCAGGAGGUCCCCAAGACCAAGGUUCCCACGGUGACGCGGUGCCCCAAAGAGGAGCAACACCCACAAAACCCCCAACCCCCCAGGACUGAACAGGACCCCUGUGCUAAAGGCCUGGAACUCUCACCAGAGUGUGAGGAGAAGGAAAGUAGUCCGGAGGAGGAGGGAGUCAAGGUGAAGCAGGAGGUGCCCCUGCCGGCUGGUGAGGUGAGCAGGAGCACCAGUGAAGAGGAGGAGGAGGAGCCAGUAGCGGUCUGCAUCAAGGAGAGGGUUCUACACCAAGGAGUUUCCUGGGAGAACAACGAGAAGCCACCUUCAGACACCACUACACUCCACUUCUUCCCUGUAGACACUCCCACUCCAAUAAACCACUCCCACCCUCAGGACCAAUGGCAAAAGGAGCUGCCUGACUAUGCCAACCCAUGUCCCCAGGCCAGGCUGGACCAGUCUGGGUUGACUGAGGAGCCCCAGGGCCCUAACCCUGGCAUGGUGGGCAUAGUGGAGGUGGUGCUCCCCAUUCGGCAGAGGUCCCUACAGUCCCCCAGGGCUCCAGAGGACACCACCGACAGAGCACAGCUCCCUGGCACCAACCAUCCAGGCACCAACCAUCCAGGCACCAACCAUCCUGGCACCAACCAUCCAGGCACCAACCAUCCAGGCACCAACCAUCCAGGCACCAACCAUCCUGGCACCAACCCUGGCACCAACUCUGGCACCAUGUCUGAUCUAGCCAAGAAGAAGCUGCUCUCUCAGGUCAAUGGAACCACCCCUGGGCCAUCUCUGCCCAAUCACUACGCCAUUGGCCCGCCCCCACUCAUCAACACAAGCCUGGCUAUUUGCAACGCAGAGGAGUCGGCCAGUCAGCCAAUAGCAGGCUGUCAGGGUUCCUGCAGCACAGGCACAGCUGUGGUCAAACGUCCGUCUGUCAUCCAGCAUGCCCAGAGCUUCAAGCCCCUGUUCUGCGAGACAGGGGACAGGAGGGAGGGGAGGGCCGACAGGAACAUGUAUAAACCAGGGGAACCCUGCUCUCCCUGUGACCUGACCCAGCACCACCCUAACUCUCCCUAUGACCUGACCCAGCCCCACCCUAACUCUCCCUAUGGCCUGACCCAGCCCCAUCCCCAGCCCCACCAGACGCCCCAACCUGGCCACAUUACCAGAUUCCUGCCUGACUUCUCUCCCCCCCUCCACUCCCAGAACCUCCACAGUUUGUACAACCAUACAGAGACACACGUCAGCCAGUUCAUCAGCAGCAGGGAGAGGGAGACCGCCUUACUCAGGGACUGUGAGGCAGCGCCUGGCCCGGGAGGGCCGCAGUUCCCCUCCUCUAAACACCCUGACACAAUGGGUCUGGGGGGCUACUGUGCCCGUAUAAACCUCCUGACCCCCAACCUGACCCCUCACACACUAAGAGACAUGACGUCUCUCGUACAGACAAGUUCAGAAGACCAACCCACAGACUUAAGUCUUCCCAAGUCCUCUCCUCACAAACCUACCCCCUCCACUGCCACCCCCUCCCUUCACAACAACCCCCACCCCCUCAUGCCCCUCCAGGAUACUGGGAGGUUCUGUAGAGUCCCCCCCAUGACCAUGUCCUCCAGCCCCAGACAUCCUGCAGACCCCCAGCCUAACCACAGGGGGAAGACCCUGAAUGGCCAGAGUGGAGGAUGGGAGGACCAGGGGCUGGGACACAAGAUGGAGGAGCUAAACAGACCCAUCCUAGGCACCAAGAAUACGUCCAGACCCCAGAACAACGUGUGCACGGCACGCCCACUGAAGAGGAGUCUGGAGGAGCGGGAGAACGGGGCCCCAGAGAGGAAGAUCAGAGCUGUCACUCCCAUGCACUCCUCCUCUUCCUCCUCAUCCUGUACAAUCAGGGACAGAGACAGGGAGGGCCACUCGGAGUGGAAGGUCAGGACCCCAGCGCUGGAGGGGGUGGUACCAGCCGACCCCCAGCCAGCCCCGGCCCACAGCCUCCACCUACACAUCAACUCCUUCGUGGAAGGACACAAGUUCCCCUUCCUCUCCUCCCCCCUGUUCCCCGGGGGCCUCUACCCAGAGGCCUUCAUUUCUCAGAUCCAGGAUAUGUGUGAGGGCCUGGGCCCCCACAGGCCCCUGGGGUACCACCCCCUACAGUACCUGAAGAACCAGGCCGGCCUCUCUCCUCUGGUCCCGCCCUUCGCUUUCCACUCCUUCAUGAUGCAAAGACAGGCUCACAGCCCCGCCCACAUGUACCGGCACCCUAUGGGAGCCUCGUAUGGGGAACUGUUGCAUCAUGGUCUACACCCCAUGUCUUCCAUGUCUGCCCUCAACACACAGCAACACCCAGACAUCAGCCCCUCACAGCUCUCCUCUGUCAAACCAAACACCAAACUAUCAUAACCCUAACCCUCCCUUCAGAGCCUCACAGCUCUCCUCUGUCCAACCCAACACCAAACUAUCAUAACCCUAACCCUCCCUUCAGAGCCUCACAGCUCUCCUCUGUCCACCCCAACACCAAACUAUCAUAAUCCUAACCCUCCCUUCAGAGCCUCACAGCUCUCCUCUGUCCACCCCAACACCAAACUAUCCUAACCCUAACCCUCCCUUCAGAGCCUCACAGCUCUCCUCUGUCCACCCCAACACCAAACUAUCAUAACCCUAACCCUCCCUUCAGAGCCUCACAGCUCUCCUCUGUCCACCCCAACACCAAACUAUCAUAACCCUAACCCUCCCUUCAGAGCCUCACAGCUCUCCUCUGUCCACCCCAACACCAAACUAUCAUAAC